UCAUCAGGGUUACUACAGCACACACACUACUGGCCUGGCAAAAUUAUGAAAAAACAAACAAACAAAGAAACAGAAGCUGGAUGUUGAUAAAAAGGUGACCUUCAUGAUGGAAGACUUUUACUUUCCUGCUGAUUACAAUGAAAACUACAGUGAGAGUUAUGAAGACGGCUGCUGUGGUGAAGGACUUGUGUGUGAUCAGGAGUCUAGCAUGCACUUUGAUUCCAUUUUCAUUCCGGUCCUUUAUUCUCUGGCGCUGGUAGUGGGGCUGGUAGGAAAUGGGCUGGUUCUGGUGGUAAUGUGGAAGAAAAGGGUGAGCUUGAACGUUACAGACAUCUUCAUCCUUCACCUGUGCUUAGCAGACACUCUGCUGCUGCUGACGCUGCCCUUCUGGGCUGUAGAGGCAGUGAAGGGGUGGAUCUUCGGCACGGCGCUCUGCAAACUGAAUGGAGCUCUGUUCAAGAUCAAUUUCUACUGUGGCAUUUUCAUGCUCUCCUGCAUCAGUCUUGACCGCUACCUGUCCAUUGUCCAUGCAGUGCAGACGUUUUCUCGUAAAAAGCCCACGGUGAUUCACUGUUGCUGCCUGAUGGUCUGGCUCUUCUGUCUUCUGCUCUCCAUUCCUGACUGGAUAUUCCUUGAGGCUGUCAAGGACAGCAGAAGUCAGGAUAAAAUGGAAUGUGUUCUGCUUUACACCUCUGAUUCUAAUUCUUGGCAUCUGUACUCUCGUCUGCUCUACCAUAUUUUGGGUUUCGCUCUUCCAGCACUAAUGAUGCUAUUCUGUUACUCUUGCAUCCUCCUGCGGGUGAGACGUGGCUCUCAGGGCAUGCAGAAGAAGAGGGCCAUCCGUGUCAUCGUAGCCCUCGUACUGGCCUUCUUCAUCAGCUGGACGCCCUAUAACAUCACCCUCAUCAUUGACACCAUAAAAAACAACGAGAUUUUCAGUUCCAGUAACCAAACAUUCUGUCACAGCACCACAGCAUUGGAUUUAGCUCUUACAAUUACUUCCACAUUAGGCUACUUACACUGCUGUGUCACACCAGUGCUUUACGGUUUAGUGGGGGUGAAGUUCAUCUAACUGUCGGUAACUAUAACGAUAAAUGGUUUUAAUAAUUCUUUUAAUUCUAAAAAAAAUGGGGAAGUCCAUACCACAAUGAAAAUGACAGAGGAACUUUAUAGUUGAAAUCACUUUCAGAAUGACUUUUUUCAGCUAAAGAAUGAUAAAAACACUGACAACCAAUUAGAAUCCAAC
This is a messenger RNA of Megalobrama amblycephala (Wuchang bream), 1246 nucleotides long. Its product is annotated as C-X-C chemokine receptor type 3-like. Bases 104 to 1072 code for a protein of 322 amino acids. Gene Ontology annotation, molecular function: C-X-C chemokine receptor activity. The transcript has 3 exons. Lineage: Eukaryota; Metazoa; Chordata; Actinopteri; Cypriniformes; Xenocyprididae. The record is from RefSeq and is a predicted model, not a curated record. Gene Ontology annotation, cellular component: membrane. Gene Ontology annotation, biological process: inflammatory response; immune response; chemotaxis.